AAAAUAUAUAUUUUUUUUUCCUCAGGUUAAAAACAAUUCUUUUUAUUAACGACUAACAAAAGUGUAGUGUAGUGUAGUGUAAUAAUAAUAUUAUUAAAUAUAAAUUUUUAUUUAUUAUUUUUUAAAAAAAAAAAAAAAUUAUUUACUUAAUUCUUAAUUCGGAAUGGUUUUCUGUCGUUUAAUCUUAUUGAUCCUCACCUUAAUCUCGGUAAAAUGCCAAGAUGGAUUAACGGCUCGGUGGUGCGUGAUAAAUGUAGAGGAAAAUAACAAAUGCCUGGCCAUGAGUCGGGCAUUCGGCGACUUGGGUCUGACACCUCGACUCGAAUGCCUCGUGGGGAAGGACGUGUUCGAUUGCAUGACCAAAAUAAAGAACUUCGAAGCCGAUUUGGUGAGCCUAGAUCCCGGAUACAUCUACAAAGCCGGACAGGAAUUCAGCCUGUCCCCUAUAUUAGCCGAAGUCUACGGAACGGAUAAGGGAGUCAAAAAACCGAAAUAUAAUGGAGUCGCCGUUAUAAAAGCGUCCGACAAUUCGAUCAACUCCUUAAACGAUCUAAAGAACAAAAAGAGUUGCCAUACAGCUGUUGGAAGGAGCUCGGGGUGGAUCAUUCCUAUUGGUACAUUACUAAGGAGUGGAGUCAUGGAAGUCGUCGAUUGUAAUAAUCCCGUAUUAUCAGCCUCCAAAUUUUUUAAAGCCAGCUGCGCUCCCGGUGCCAAUAACGAGACAUAUAAAAUUGGGGGCAACAAUGUUGACAACAUGUGCGAAUUAUGCGCCGGAACUGGUGAAAAACACUGCUCCACAUCGGACGACGAGUAUGCCGGAUACGAUGGCGCGUUCAAAUGUUUGAGAGAUGGCCAGGGAGAUAUAGCGUUCGUCAAGGAUGCCACACCCUUGGAAAUGACUAAAGGUCAGCUGAGAGAUGGUUUCAAGGAUACCGAUUUUAAGCUGUUGUGUCCCGACGGCCGCAAAGCUAGCAUCUUCGACAGCCAGGAUUGCUUCUGGGGAAGUUCGCCGGCACACGCGGUUAUGACGUUAUCGGGCCAAAGCGAUAAAUCUAAACAGGCCUUCAAAAAUUUGUUGCUGGAAGGUCAAAAGGUUUUCGGUGUCAACGGCUCUCAAACAGAUAAGUUUCGCAUGUUCGGACAAAGCAACAAGAUAUAUGGUCAUAAAGAUUUGCUAUUCAAGGAUUCGACAGUCGAAUUGAUUGACGUCGGAAGUCGCAAUACUUCGAAAUCGUAUUUAGGUUCUUACGCCGGCGUGGUUGAGGGGAAUAACAAAUGUAACACGGAAAUGGCCAUAUUCUGCGUUACGUCUAAGAACGAAUUGAACAAAGUCGUUCAAAUGUCUCGAGAAUUUUCGAUCAAAAAUUGGUUCCCCAAAAUCAUACCUCUGAAAGCUGAAACGCACGAAGAAUGCAUGAAGAAGAUAUCCAGCGGAGACGCCGACAUUGCUAUCUUAGAUGGCGGAGACGCCUAUUUAGCUGGAUCGAAAUACGGGUUGGUACCAAUUCUUCACGAAAAUUAUGGCGCGAAUGAUGCUUCUUACUACGCCGUGGCCGUGGUCAAAAAGAGCGAUAGCAAAAUAGAUUUAAAAAAUCUGAAGGGCUUAAAAUCUUGUCAUACCGGCAUCGACAAAACGGCUGGAUGGAACGUGCCCGUCAGCUUCUUGAUAGAUUCGAAGCAAAUAUCGUCGAAAGCGCUCAAAGACUCUGGCUGCAAUAUUCCGGAAGUAGUGAGCCAAUUCUUCAAGCAAAGCUGCGCUCCUGGAGCUAACGAUCCAAGAUUCUUCCGAAAUCCCAAAAAACCGAAUCCCGUCAAUCUCUGCGCUUUGUGCAAAGGAAAGGGAAAGGACUUUUGUGCCAGGAACUCCGCUGAACCUUUUUACGAUUAUUCCGGUUCUUUCCGUUGCUUGGUGGAGAGUGGUCCGGGCACUGUCGCUUUUAUGAAACACACAACUGUUCAAGAUAACACAGAUGGCAAUAAUCAACAGCCCUGGGCUAGAGGCCUGCAAUCUCACGAUUACGAAUUGUUAUGUAGAGACGGUACGCGCAAAGGUGUCAGUCAAUGGAAGAGUUGCUUCAUAACCAAAGUUCCCGCUGAAGUCAUGGUUGCAUCCCCCAAAAAUUGGACCAAACAGAGAGAUAUAAUAAACUUGUUCCUUAGAGCUCAGGAAAGUUUCGGAGAAAUUACUAAAUCGGACCCCAACACAUUUAGCCUAUUUAGAUCCUCUCCUAACGAAAAGGACACCCUAUUCAAGGACGAUACCACGAAGCUGGAACGAGUGCCGCCAAACAUGCAAAAUUUUCGCGAAUACCUAGGAACCGACUACAUCAAUAUGUUGAAGAAUAUCAAUUGCGGAGAGAUUCGCCCGAAGAAACAACGCGCGUGAAUAAUGGUCAUCAUCAACCGCGUACGCGGAUAUUGAAAAAGGGAUUAUUUUAUUUAAAAAAAUCAAAUUUUGAUUUAUAUAAUUCAUGAUAAUACUUAACAAACUAACAAGAAUACUUAUGUUAAUCCAUUAUUAAAAUAACAAUAUAUAUAUAUCGUAAAUAAAAUACAUUCUCUAUAAA
Messenger RNA from Gordionus sp. m RMFG-2023, 2567 nucleotides. Its product is annotated as melanotransferrin-like. The record is from RefSeq and is a predicted model, not a curated record. Bases 164 to 2386 code for a protein of 740 amino acids. Gene Ontology annotation, biological process: iron ion transport. Gene Ontology annotation, cellular component: recycling endosome; early endosome; extracellular region. The transcript is spliced from 12 exons. NCBI's taxonomy places the organism in Eukaryota, Metazoa, Nematomorpha, Gordioida, Chordodea, Parachordodidae.